CUAUUGACUUGGUUAAUAACGAAUAAGAUAGUAAACCCAGAAAGCGAAAGCCGGCGACCGGUGUGUUAUGCAAGAAAGACAGAUGACGAAAGCGCGUUUUGACUUUGUUCUUCUUUCAGGAAUUUCUCUGCAUGAGGCGAAAUCCAGCGAAAUUUUCCGGGAAAAUUCCGGGGUUUUCUUCGGUUUUAUCAGAAUUCGGAUCGACCUGUUUCUGAUUUCGUCUAUCGGAACCAGUUUUUGCAGUCGCCAUGGGUGAUUUAGUGAAGCAGAUCCUAGCUCGCCCGAUUCAAUUAGCGGACCAGGUGGUGAAAUCCGCUGAUGAAGCGACCAUCAGCAAGCAAGAGUGCUACGAGCUGAAGUCGAAGACGGAGAAGCUGUCGGCUCUGCUCCGUCAGGCGGCGCGUGCGAGCUCCGAGCUCUACGAGCGUCCCACUCGCCGAAUCAUCGACGACACGGAGCAGGUCCUCGAGAAGGCCUUGUCGAUGGUCCGUCGAUGCCGCGACGACGGCUUCAUCAAGCGUCUCUUCAACAUCAUCCCCGCCGCGGCGUUCCGGAAGAUGUCGGCGCAGCUCGAGAACUCCGCCGGCGACGUCUCCUGGCUACUUCGCGUCUCCGCUCCCUCCGGCGACGUAGGAGAUGGAGAUGCUCACCUGGGUCUGCCUCCGAUCGCCGCGAACGACCCCAUACUAGGUCUCAUUUGGGAACAGAUCGCAAUCCUCAUGAACGGUUUGCCGGAGGACCGGGCCGACGCCGCCGCGUCGCUAGCGUCCCUCGCGCGGGGCAACGAUCGGCACAGGAAACUGAUCCUGGAGGAAGGAGGGGUAAACCCUCUUCUGAGAUUGUUGAAGGAAGGGAAGAUCGAGGGACAGGAGAAUGCAGCUAGGGCAAUCGGAUUGUUGGGCAGAGACGAAGAGAGUGUGGAGCAGAUGGUCUAUUUGGGUAUCUGCCAAGUGUUUGCCAAUAUUCUCAAGGAAGGUUCGAUGAAGGUUCAAGCCGUAGUGGCUUUUGGGGCCGUGUCGGAACUCGCCGGGAAUCAUCCGAAAUGUCAGGAACUCUUCGCUCAACACAACGUGGUUCGACUGCUCGUCAGCCACUUGGCAUUCGAAACUAUCCAAGAACACAGCAAGUACACCGUGGUCACUGGACGAGCCACGUCCAUACACCACGCCGUUGUAAUGACCAGCAAGAUGAACAACGACAACGAUAGUCACGACUUGUUGCACAUCAAUGAGGAGGAAGAGCAGAGCUUGAUCUCGCAUCCGAUGGCUAAUCAGAUACACGUGGUCACAACCACGAUGGCGAUGAAAGGGUCGGAUGGCAUCAAUGCUCAGAACGGGAUUAAGCUGCCGUAUCAAAACUUCCAUCAAUCACGGAACUCAUCUACUGCAAGAGGGAGGGAGCUUGAGGAUGCAGAGACGAAGUCCGAGAUGAAGGCAAUGGCGGCGAGAGCUUUGUGGAAACUCGCCAUGGGAAAUGCCUCCAUCUGCCAAGUCAUAACCGAAUCCCGAGCCUUGCUCUGCUUUGCUGUUCUGCUGGAGAAGGGCGACCCAGAAACCAAGUACAACUCCACCAUGGCUAUAAUGGAGAUCACGGCCAUGGCAGAGCAAAACACUGAUCUAAGGCGCUCUGCAUUCAGACGCACUUCCCCGGCCUGCAAGGCAGUGGUGGAUCAGCAGCUAUUCCGGAUCGUGGAAACCGCCGAUCCAGAUUCCGAGUUACUCAUCCCAUGCGUCAGAUCCAUAGGAAACCUUGCUCGGACAUUCAAAUCGGCCGAGACCCAGAUGAUCAUUCCUCUUGUCAAGCUCCUAGAUGACGACAGGGAACCCGAGUUAACGGCAGAAGCAGCGAUCACGCUGACAAAGUUUGUGUCGGAAGAAAACUUCUUGUGCAAGGAACACUCGAGGACGAUCAUCGAGGCAGGAGUAGCGAAGCAUCUGGUUCAGCUAGCGUAUCUAGGGGAAGGAGCUCGAAAGCCGGCUUUGAUGCUGCUAAGCUACGUGGCCAUUAACGUUCCGGACAGCGAACAGUUGGCGAAGGACGAGGUUUUGACUGUGUUGGAAUGGGCGUCGAAGCAAUCCAACAUCAGAGAUGACGAGGUUGUCGAGAGCUUGUUGUCUGAAGCCAAGUGUAGUCUCGAGCUUUAUCAGUCCAGAGGAUCCAGAGGCUUUCACUCCUGAUGAGAUUAUUGAUCUCUCUUUCUCUCUCUAAAAAUCAAUUGUUUGAUGAUAUUUGUGUUGGUUUGGUGUAUAGAUUUUAUUUUCAAUUGUACAAACAUUUU
Molecule: messenger RNA, 2278 nt
Organism: Tarenaya hassleriana
Lineage: Eukaryota; Viridiplantae; Streptophyta; Magnoliopsida; Brassicales; Cleomaceae
Exons: 1
Coding region: 249-2177 (642 amino acids)
Biological process (GO): cell surface receptor signaling pathway
Molecular function (GO): protein binding
Source: RefSeq, a predicted model, not a curated record